CUGAGGUAUUUACUAUGGGAACUGACCCAGGGGGGUCAGGAAAUGGCGCUUCCACCAAUCGAGAAGGAGUCGAACGAGCAGACUGUAGAGGAGUUGAGAGUCGAAUUGGAGAUGGUUCGAUAGGAGCUGUCAAAAAAGAACGAUCAUAAGAAGACCACUGAAAGAUUGAUGAUGAUCAUCGAAGCCCAGCAGCGGACAAUUAACGACCUAACAGUUAAAUUAGAUCUCCUACUGAAAACCCAGUUCGCUGUGAUACGGGGUUUUGUGAUAACUCGAGGGGUGAGGUAGACUGUAGUGAG
This is a messenger RNA of Acanthoscelides obtectus, 299 nucleotides long. Lineage: Eukaryota; Metazoa; Arthropoda; Insecta; Coleoptera; Chrysomelidae. The record is from the annotation of a GenBank genome assembly.